UUCAGUGCCACGCGGCCGCGGUAGUCGCGGCAGAGGUGGGCAGAGGGCGCGGGGGUCGCGGCAGAGGCGACAGACACAGGCCACAACAGUACUACGCACCACCAGCUUCUCUGAUGCACUCCAGCCAGUCCGGGCCGCGACCUGCAGGGGGUGCUCCUGCAGCAAGACCUCCUAAUGAUGCAUCUGGUAAAUCUGUUGUGUCCACUUUAAAUAUUAAUGCUAAUUAUGCUUUUGGUACUCAAGGUUCUUCUGCAGGUUUCCCGUCUUCUGAGGGUAUUCUCGGGUCUGUUCCAUCCCCAAUUGUGUGUUAAAUUUGUUUCUCUGCAGGUCACUCUGCGCUGCAUUGUCCGUCUCGUUUUUCACAAACUUCUGCACCUGCGUUGAUUACUCCAAGUGGCGAAUCCAAUGAUGUUUUGUGGUAUCCGGACUCCGGUGUCUCUGCUCACAUGACCUCUUCUGAAGGGCACACUUGAUCAUGGACUAUGGCUACAACCUACUUCUAGGGUCACAUGCGUUAUUGCUUAUUCAGACGCGGAUUGAGCAGGUUGCCCAGAUACAUCACGGUCCACGACUGGUUUUGCAGUGUUCAUGGGGCUGUUGCAUAUACUGUUCAGAAUACGUUGCAUAUUCGUUCCGUCCUUUUUGAGCUUGGCUUUCCUGUUACAGUACCGGUUCAGUAUUUUGUGAUAACAUUUCUGCUUCCUAUUUGACUGCUAAUCCUGUUCAGCAUGCUCGUAGCAAGCACAUCCAGAUAGACUAUCACUUUGUCCAGGAACGUGUGGCACAUGGAGACUUAGUCGUAAAGUACAUCCCUACACAACUACAAUUAGCUGAUAUUUUUACAAAGAGUCUUUCUAGUCAGCAAUUUCAUUUUUUAAAGGACAACAUGCGCAUUGAAUCUCCCGCACAGUUUGAGGGGAUGUAAUAGAAUAUUAUUAAGCAUAUUUGUUUCCUUGUAUGUUUAUAACUCUAUUAUUAUAAAUAUACAUGCCAGGACUCCUAUUGGAGUACCUUUCCCAUUUAUUCUCACA
Molecule: messenger RNA, 1031 nt
Organism: Cuscuta europaea
Lineage: Eukaryota; Viridiplantae; Streptophyta; Magnoliopsida; Solanales; Convolvulaceae
Source: the annotation of a GenBank genome assembly